GGUCAUAAUGUGUAAACCAGAUUUGCCUCAUCUUUCAGUUUUUCACAACUUGGUCUAAUCUUAAACAAUAAGUUUAUUCAUAAUAAUUUGAACCAUUGGAUUAUUUAUAAUUGUUGAUUGUGUGUUACAGUUUUAUUCAAAUCUUGUAUUUGGGAGUUAUUGCUUUUUCAAAUUUCAGUUACCAAGGCCAUAACCAAUCACAAUCUCACUCCCAUUCUUUGUUUCUUUGUCUCCUUCUGGAUUCAUCUUCAUCUUUGCAAAUUGCAAACUUUGUUUUUUUUGUUGAUAUUUUGGUUCUAAUUUAAUUAAUUUGCAACUUCAUUGUGUCGAUAAUCACCUUUAUUUUGAUUUGUGAAUCUUAUUAUGUCUGAAGGAGCCGAUGUUAUCGAAACAUGCAAACCAAGCUGUUUUCCGAAAAUUAUAGAUGAAGAAACACAGAAAGCAAUCGAUGAAGUUGAUAGCAAUUUCCUUCGAAUCUCUUUAUUUAAGCAGAAAAAUUCUGCACUCUUGAGUGAUCCUGGAGAUGAAUAUUUGAUGAGCCAUAAACGACGAGGAAAAUGUGUCAUUUUUAACCACCGAUAUUUCGAUGAAAAGUCUCUCAAUGAGAGAAAAGGGACUGAAAUCGAUGCUCAUGCAUUGAGGAAAUGUUUCAAUGAAUAUGGUUUUGAUGUAAAAACUUACGAUGAUCUUACCGUUGCUGAACUUAUUACUAUGUUGAAAGCUCUCUCUAAAGAGGACCACUCGGAUGCUGAUUGCUUCGCCUGUUGUAUAAUGACACAUGGUGAUCAAGCAAAUUUGUGGGCAAGAAAUGAUAAAUAUCCAAUUGAUCUGCUUUUCACACAUUUCACUGCCGAUAAUUGCCCAACACUCGCUGGAAAACCAAAACUUUUCUUUGUCCAGGCAUGUCGAGGAGACAAAUUAGACCCGGGAGUUAUUUUGAAAAUUGGUGGCGAUGAAACGGAUAGUGCUCGUUAUUAUACAAUACCUACUUGGGCUGAUUUCUUAAUUGCUUACUCCACGGUUCCUGGCUACUAUUCGUGGCGCAACACUCGAGAUGGAUCUUGGUUCAUGCAAUCACUUGCUGAAGUAAUGUUAAUGCAUGGUAACGAUUUAUCUUUUCUCGAUAUCAUGACAAAAGUUAAUCGUAAGGUUGCAUAUGAUUAUACUUCAUCAAUGACUAAUGACAAGAAAUUCGAUAAACAGAAACAAGCCCCUUCAACUGUUCACAUGUUGACUCGAAGACUUGUUCUUAGAUCUAAGAAAACUAAAAGUGAGGUCCGAGUAGCUGCAUCUAAUAGUGUCAAAGAUACAAACCAAGUCAUCGAGAAUAUCAACAAGCAAAUGGUAUCAACUGUAAUUGUUUCGAACAGCAGUUCCACAACAACUGCAGUAUCAACAAGAGUCAUGAACACUGCAGAAGUACAGCAAAUUCAAACUAACGCCAUAACUCAACAAGUUACAAAAGACGUAAAGAUUUAACACCAGUUUUUAUUGCAAGCUCAAAUUUUUAGAUGAAUUCAAAAAUUCUGUUUCAAGCAUCACCACCUUUAAUCUCAAUUCAAAUUCAAUUCUAUGCAUUAUUUUUGUUUCAAAAAAAACUCGAUUCUCUCUAUAUCUCUCUGCCUUUUCUGUCUCUGGUGGUUCAAUCUAUUUUAUACU
Messenger RNA from Tetranychus urticae (two-spotted spider mite), 1659 nucleotides. RefSeq names its product caspase-1. Gene Ontology annotation, molecular function: cysteine-type endopeptidase activity. Gene Ontology annotation, cellular component: cytoplasm. The record is from RefSeq and is a predicted model, not a curated record. NCBI's taxonomy places the organism in Eukaryota, Metazoa, Arthropoda, Arachnida, Trombidiformes, Tetranychidae. Gene Ontology annotation, biological process: proteolysis; apoptotic process; positive regulation of neuron apoptotic process.